UGUUUGGCAGGUGAUUAGCAAAGAGAAGCUCCUCCUCAGCCUGCUACGGCAAAGACAAACCUGGACAACUGUAUAGCAAUAUAAGGGAUUUGGCAGGACAGAAACGAUCAAGAUGGACACAUCUAAACUUCCAAAGAUCCGGGAUGAGGAGCGAGAGAGCCAGUUUGGAUACGUCCAUGGGGUCUCCGGACCAGUGGUGACAGCUACUGCGAUGGCAGGAGCGGCCAUGUAUGAGCUGGUUCGUGUUGGUCACAGUGAGCUGGUGGGAGAAAUCAUCCGUUUAGAGGGAGACAUGGCGACUAUCCAGGUCUACGAGGAGACAUCUGGUGUGUCUGUCGGCGACCCUGUCCUUCGAACUGGAAAACCUCUCUCUGUAGAGCUGGGACCAGGUAUCAUGAACUCCAUCUUUGACGGUAUACAGCGUCCAUUAAAAGACAUCAAUGACCUCACCCAGAGUAUCUAUAUCCCAAGAGGAGUAAACAUUGGUGCUCUUAAUAGAGACAUUAAAUGGGAAUUUUCCCCCGGCCAGAGCCUUCGGGCUGGCAGUCACAUGACAGGGGGAGAUAUCUAUGGCAUGGUGUUUGAAAACUCUUUAAUCAAGCACAAGCUGAUGCUUCCACCUCGCAACAGAGGCACCGUCACCUACCUGGCCCCGCCUGGAAACUACGACCUUUCUGAUGUGGUUCUGGAGCUUGAAUUUGAAGGUGUAAAGGAGAAGUUCACCAUGAUGCAGGUGUGGCCAGUUCGACAAAUCCGCCCAGUGACAGAAAAACUACCUGCUAAUCAUCCACUGCUGACUGGACAGAGAGUUCUGGACGCACUUUUCCCAUGUGUGCAGGGUGGCACCACUGCUAUACCAGGCGCCUUCGGAUGUGGAAAGACUGUGAUCUCACAGUCCUUGUCCAAGUACUCCAACAGUGACGUCAUUAUCUACGUGGGCUGCGGAGAGCGUGGAAAUGAAAUGUCUGAAGUGCUGCGGGAUUUCCCUGAGCUUACUAUGGAAGUCGAUGGCAAAGUUGAGAGCAUCAUGAAGAGAACGGCGCUGGUUGCUAAUACAUCCAACAUGCCUGUGGCUGCUCGAGAGGCUUCUAUUUAUACAGGGAUCACACUGUCUGAAUACUUCAGAGAUAUGGGCUACAACGUGAGUAUGAUGGCCGACUCGACGUCCCGAUGGGCCGAAGCUCUGAGAGAAAUCUCUGGACGAUUGGCUGAAAUGCCUGCUGACAGCGGGUAUCCUGCAUACCUUGGCGCCAGGCUCGCCUCCUUCUAUGAGCGCGCUGGACGUGUUAAGUGCCUGGGAAAUCCAGAGAGAGAAGGCAGCGUCAGCAUCGUAGGAGCUGUGUCCCCCCCUGGUGGAGACUUCUCAGAUCCUGUCACUUCAGCCACGCUGGGAAUUGUCCAGGUGUUCUGGGGUUUGGACAAGAAGCUGGCUCAGAGAAAGCACUUCCCUUCUGUAAACUGGCUAAUCAGCUACAGCAAGUACACACGAGCUCUGGAUGAAUAUUACGACAAACAUUUCCCUGAGUUUGUUCCUCUUCGUACAAAAGCCAAGGAGAUUCUGCAGGAGGAGGAGGACCUGGCUGAAAUUGUGCAGCUUGUAGGCAAGGCUUCCCUUGCUGAGAGUGAUAAAAUUACUCUGGAAGUGGCUAAGCUCAUAAAGGAUGACUUCCUGCAGCAGAACGGUUAUACCCCCUACGACAGGUUCUGCCCUUUCUACAAAACUGUUGGCAUCCUCUCAAACAUGAUCGCGUUCUACGACAUGGCCCGACACGCUGUGGAGUCCACAGCUCAGAGCGACAACAAAAUCACCUGGGCCAUGAUCAGGGAGCACAUGGGCGAGAUCCUGUACAGGAUCAGCUCCAUGAAGUUCAAGGACCCUGUCAAGGAUGGCGAAGCUAAGAUCAAGGCCGACUACACCCAGCUGCUGGAGGACAUGCAGAAUUCCUUCCGAACCUUGGAGGAAUGAGUUUCCUACCUCUCCGCUCUUCCCACAUAUCCAAACCCCAGUGCAGUGCAACAUAGUGCAGAUGAAUUGGCCCGUGUUCUGAGUGUCUGCCUCAGUCAUGUGAACUCCUGUAUCCCUUGAUGUUUACGUCCCCCUAAACAUUCCAUGACCUGCACACAUUUGCAUUUCAUUUGAUUUUUGGAAACCUUACUCAUCAAAAACACAGUACUGGAAGACACCUGAAAAUAUGGUCUGUUCUGCAGAUAAAGCGUCACCUUGUCUCGAACCCAUCACACGGCACUUAUAGCUCAGUACACCAUCAUGUUGCGGUUAAAAUCAGUGGGCCUCCAUCAGGUGCUGCACUUGCACUUAACUAUUAGCUGCAACAAAGAGUGGAGAUGUCUGUUUUCUCUUCCCCCAGAUGUGACAGUGAUCAUUGCAGAUUGUAAAUCAAAUGGGAACAUGCUUGUGGAUAAAGGGACAGAGGCGCUGUGUUCUAUCAGGGGGGUUAAAGAAUUCUUCCACCUUUUACCUCUUAAGCGUGAUCGUGAUGUUGUGGACUAUUUACUUGAUAUUAUGUAUAAAUGUGAAUGAAUGAAUCUGUUAGUUUGUGGUGUAACAGAUGUCUCAAUAUUAUAUUCAUGGUACGUUAUUGUGUCCUGAAAUAAAUGUUACGAAAAAAAAGACAA
This is a messenger RNA of Stegastes partitus (bicolor damselfish), 2634 nucleotides long. Its product is annotated as V-type proton ATPase catalytic subunit A-like. The coding region runs from base 113 to 1966 and encodes 617 amino acids. Lineage: Eukaryota; Metazoa; Chordata; Actinopteri; Pomacentridae. The transcript has 15 exons. Gene Ontology annotation, cellular component: proton-transporting V-type ATPase, V1 domain; lysosomal membrane. Gene Ontology annotation, molecular function: ATP binding; ATP hydrolysis activity; proton-transporting ATPase activity, rotational mechanism. The record is from RefSeq and is a predicted model, not a curated record. Gene Ontology annotation, biological process: ATP metabolic process; proton transmembrane transport.